AUGCUGUCGAUAAGAUAUUACGACAAAAGAACACAACAAUUAGUUAUUUAUAAAGCGUGGUCAUUUCAUUUAAAAGGAUGUCUGAUACAAGCGAUCUUGAUCGCCCGCGAAAUACUUGUGGAAGAGAGCAAUGUUCAAAGAGUAGAUUCUCCUGUUACGGUGUGUGGAGAUAUUCAUGGACAAUUCUAUGACCUGAAGGAAUUGUUCAAAGUUGGUGGAGAUGUCCCAGAAACGAAUUACUUAUUUAUGGGAGACUUUGUAGACAGAGGAUUCUAUUCUGUAGAAACAUUCUUAUUAUUAUUGGCAUUAAAGGUCCGCUAUCCAGAUCGCAUCACAUUAAUUAGAGGCAAUCAUGAAUCAAGACAGAUUACACAAGUUUAUGGUUUCUAUGAUGAAUGUCUCAGAAAAUAUGGUUCUAUUACUGUAUGGAGGUAUUGCACAGAAAUAUUUGACUACCUAUCACUGUCGGCAAUCAUCGACGGACGGAUAUUCUGCGUACAUGGCGGUUUAAGCCCCUCCAUACAAACCCUAGACCAGAUUAGAACUAUUGACCGCAAACAAGAAGUACCACACGAUGGACCCAUGUGUGAUCUGCUUUGGAGUGACCCUGAAGAUACUCAAGGUUGGGGCGUGUCACCCCGCGGCGCAGGCUACCUAUUCGGUUCCGAUGUGGUUGCGCAGUUCAAUGUGUCAAACGACAUUGACAUGAUCUGUCGUGCGCAUCAGCUCGUCAUGGAGGGCUACAAAUGGCAUUUUAACGAGACAGUGCUCACAGUGUGGUCUGCACCUAACUACUGCUACAGAUGCGGCAAUGUUGCCGCGAUACUAGAACUAAACGAAAACUUGCAACGCGAGUUUACAAUAUUUGAAGCUGCACCUCAGGAAUCCCGGGGUGUACCCUCCAAGAAGCCACAGGCAGACUACUUCUUAUAA
This is a messenger RNA of Arctia plantaginis, 933 nucleotides long. NCBI's taxonomy places the organism in Eukaryota, Metazoa, Arthropoda, Insecta, Lepidoptera, Erebidae. The record is from the annotation of a GenBank genome assembly.